This is a messenger RNA of Chlorocebus sabaeus (green monkey), 3180 nucleotides long. NCBI's taxonomy places the organism in Eukaryota, Metazoa, Chordata, Mammalia, Primates, Cercopithecidae. The record is from RefSeq and is a predicted model, not a curated record.
ACUGGGGGAAACUUAGCAAGGCCUGAUGUUCAUAUUCAUCUCUACGUUCCUGUGUUUUCAGAAAUAAAGAUGUUACUUUUAUUUCACGUAUAGACAGGGCAACUCUCACAUGAGGGUAUUACGUCCUGCUUCAGGACAGAAAGGUGCAAGAAAGUUAGAGACAUUCCUGCAUAUGUUCUUUCUCAAAUUCCUUCAGUUUAAAGUAUUCAAUAUGUCUAGGUGCCAUAUUCUUGGGUAGCAUGCCCCAAACCCCGUCAGGUGGUAGAAGCAGAGGUUGUGAGAAAUCGUUUAAUUCGCUACGUAUUUUGAGAUUAAGCCAGUAAGGCUUGCUAUAUGAUAAGAUGUAAGGCCUGAGAUAGAAGACUCACCUGUGACUCCUUAGCCUGAGCAAUUAAGAGAAUGAGGUGACUGUUCACUGCAUUAGGUCAAGCUUUCACUCUGUGCAGUGCGGUAUUUGUUUUUAUUUAUUUAUGUACUUAACAAUUCCAGGCUAUUGGUUGGCCACUUAAAAAAAAUACGAUAAAAUACACAGCUCUUAGGAGUUCAUCCCAUGAACUUUGACAAUUGUAUGUAUGGGUGUAGUAUUUCUAUUACCUUGGCAAAUUCCCCCCCACCCCCGCCGGGCCUUAAAUAUAAUCUAUAGAAGAAACUACGUACAUAAAAAUACGUUUACAACUUAAUUUCUAAAGUGAACCCACCUAUCUAUAAAUCAGUGUCUAAAUCAAGUAACAUUACUGGAACCUCAAAAGCCCCCUGGUGGCUCUUCCACGUCAUUGUCGUUCCCACUACGCUCAUUAACACCAUGGGCUAGUUUUUAGACUUCAUUUAAAUUGAACCACACAAUAUGAACUCUUCUGUGUCUGGCUUCUUUCCCUUAAUGUCAUUUUUUGUGCGAAAUUCACGCAUGUUGCGCUUCGGUAAUUUAUUUUUGUACUGUACUUCCGAUUCUUUAUUACAGAUAAUGGUCAGUCUCCAUUUCGCUAAGAGCUUUUUUUCCUCUCCGAGUUGCUGAUUCUAAUCGCUGCCUUGGGCGAUCUAUAAAGCUGAGUGCUCGCUAUGUGACCUCUCAGGGGUCGCCGCCUUGGACGAUCAAUAAAGCUGAGCGCGGGCUAUGUGAUCUCUGAGGGGUUCUUUCCAACCGUGUUGUUGACAUCUUGAGCCUGCCAAAGACUAGAAUAACCUGAAAACUAGGCUUCUCUGGGGUCUCGCUGAGAGGCAGCGUUAGAACCAGAAGAGAACAUCGUCUCCAGAAGACAUUUCACCAUUUUCUUUGAUGGUAAACAGGCUCACUUAUACCGAAUCCAAACCCAGGCGAGAAAUAUGGACUCUUGAAAUGGUCGGUGAAAGGGGCGAAAGCACCAGGAAAUUAUGCUUCAACAGUUCACGACAAAAGGAUGGUCUGAAACUGUGGCCAAACGCCGGCCCUUUCGUUAGGGCCUUGACCUGGGCUUCCGCCACGGGGCCGGGUCAUGUGGCCAACGCAGCUCCACCUCCUACCGCGGCCAAUGAUGACGCCACCAGGUCGGAGCGGACAGACCGCGGUGACGUCCCCACUGCGGCAAACUCACUGAAAAUCAAACCGCUACCAUUAGGAGUCCUCCACGCUUAACAUAUCCAUUCUUUCUCGUUUGAACAUAACCAGGCUGCUCCUUCUCCCCAUUUUUUGCCUUCUCGCGGAGGCUGAGAGACUAGCCUUACACAACAUGGCUGCCUAGUGUGUCUGGUGUCCUAGAACGGACGGAAGCAGGUGACUCUACUCAACUUCCGACUUGGACUCCGAAAAUCGCUACAGAAAGAUCUAGAAGAGGUAAAGGUGUUGCUGGAAAAGGCUACUAGGAAAAGAGUACGUGAUGCCCUUACAGCUGAAAAGUCCAAGAUUGAGACAGAAAUCAAGAACAAGAUGCAACAGAAAUCACAGAAGAAAGCAGAACUUCUUGAUAAUGAAAAACCAGCUGCUGUGGUUGCUCCCAUUACAACGGGCUAUACAGUGAAAAUCAGUAAUUAUGGAUGGGAUCAGUCAGAUAAGUUUGUGAAAAUCUACAUUACCUUAAGUGGAGUGCAUCAAGUUCCCACUGAGAAUGUGCAGGUGCAUUUCACAGAGAGGUCAUUCGAUCUUUUGGUAAAGAAUCUAAAUGGGAAGAGUUACUCCAUGAUUGUGAACAAUCUCUUGAAACCCAUCUCUGUGGAAGGCAGUUCAAAAAAAGUCAAGACUGAUACAGUUCUUAUAUUGUGUAGAAAGAAAGUGGAAAACACAAGGUGGGAUUACCUGACCCAGGUUGAAAAAGAGUGCAAAGAAAAAGAGAAGCCCUCCUAUGACACUGAAACAGAUCCUAGUGAGGGGCUGAUGAAUGUUCUAAAGAAAAUUUAUGAAGAUGGAGAUGAUGAUAUGAAGAGAACCAUUAAUAAAGCCUGGGUGGAAUCAAGAGAGAAGCAAGCCAAAGGAGACACGGAAUUUUGAGACUUUAAGGUCCUUUUGGGAACUGUGAUGUGAUGUGGAAAUACUGAUGUUUCCAGUAAGGGAAUAUUGGUGAGCUGCAUAUAUAAAUUUGACAGAUAGCUAUUUACAUAGCCUUCUAAGUAAAGGCAGUGAAUUCUCCAUUUCCUACUGGAGGAUUUAUUUAAAUAAAAUAUGCUUAUUAAACACUCCUGCAAAGAUGGUUUUAUUAGUACCCUGGUCAUUUUGUUCAAGGAAGGGUUAUAAUUGCAUUCUCAUGUGAAAUAUAAAAAGCAAGUCUUGCCCAAUAAAAACGCUACAUUGUGUGUAUUUUUUGUUCAGCUAAGAAUUGGAAAAGUAUUUGCUUGCCUUUAAGUUACUGACAUCAGCUUCCACCAGUGUAAAAAUUGAGUAAAACCUGAAGUUUUGCAUAAAAUGCAGAUCGGUAGCUGUGCUUGAAGGUUGCUGUAGAGCAUCUGACCCCUUAUUACCACCUUAAGCAAUGUGUAUGCCAUGCAUUACCAUGCACUAAUUCAAUCACAGGUGUUUCUAUCUAGAUUGAAAUGUUUGUCAAUGAAUAUAGAAUAGAAACUAAAUCUAAACAUGACAAUAAUAGACACACAUCUUUGUAUGGUACCAAUUAGUUUUGCCAUGGAUCAGAUGGUUCAUGAAAGUAAUAACCAUAAAGCAAAAAAUAAUCUGAAAGCCCAUCUAUUCCUGUGCUCAAUAAAGUUAAGUUUUUCUUC